AUGUCAUACACCCAACUAUUGUCUAAUCUUAUUCAUACUGGAGCAAUUAUUCCUAAAGAGAUUGAGACAACUAAGUUUCCCUACCAUCCUAGGCACGAUCCUAAUGCCACAUGUGGAUACCAUGCUGGAUAUGUGGGGCACUCUACGGAAUCCUGUAUCAUUUUCAAGAACAAAGUUCAAGAGCUCCUCGAUCAGAAGCUAUUAUACUUUACAAAGAAGCCUUGCCAGAAUUCCAUACUUGUGAUCAGUGAAACAUCUGCUGAGGCAAAGAAUAAGGGUCCUCCUACUCAUGUGUUGAUUGCUUCAGCCAUUCAACCUUCUGGGCAAGGCCCCUACCAAGGCUUCCAGUCUGCUAACUCUAUAGUGCAUUCUGCCUAA
Molecule: messenger RNA, 378 nt
Organism: Lathyrus sativus (Indian pea)
Lineage: Eukaryota; Viridiplantae; Streptophyta; Magnoliopsida; Fabales; Fabaceae
Source: the annotation of a GenBank genome assembly